AUGGCCACUCAACCCCAGAACCGUAUACAAAUAUCCACGGACGAAGUCAACAGUCUGAUACAUGCAUAUCUCGAAGAAGCUGGUUGGUAUCCUUCUCCUGGAAAGUAUGAAGCCAAUAUAGACCAGUCUCCACUGCGCAGAGCGCGACUUCCUCGUGGUAAAUUACCAGAGUUACUUGCGAAGAGCCUUCUUUAUGAAGAAGUCGAGACUCACUGGAAACAGCCGGCUGGAACCUGUAACCAACCAUUCACUCUGCUUGGGCCGCAUGAAUGUAACUGGCAACCAGAAAAGGAGAUUAGCGCACUCGCAAGUGCCAUCGUACCAGCUCAACCUACAAGCUCUGAGAAAAAAGGCGAAGGCAACGACGACCAAGAAAUGGCCGAUGCUUCACAGCCGGACGAGUUCGAGCGCUCAAAUGUUCAGGCAUUUAUCCAAGGAGUUCACACUGGAGAGGGUAAAUGCACAUUGUCAUCUCCAGAACUGAGUCUGAUGAUUCUGUACAGGUCCAAGGAUUCUCGAGUAGUCAUUCAACAGAUAUCAUGGAAAGGGGACAAUAUCAGCGAAUCUUCUUACGACUUAUUGGACGCUCUUGUACACCGCUUAGGAGAGAUGAAUCCCGAAUUAGGUUAUGAAAUCAACUUCCUGGAGUGGAGCCGCGAUGGCAACUACCUAGCUACUGGGGGCUCUGAUGGACACAUAAGAGUAUGGAAUAAGAGGGAUAACCUGCUAUUGUUUUGCAAGGACACUCACGGUCCGAUUUCGACCGCACGCUUCUCCCCAAAUUCAAAAUACCUUCUUUCCUCAAGCAUCGACGGUAACCACCUCUUAUGGGACGUCGAAAAGCAGAUAAUUGUACAAAAGUAUAACUUCAAAAGCGACGACGUUAUGGACGUAGCAUGGAUCAGUGACACUUCCUUUGCGACAACUUGGCCAGAUUUCCGUAUACAUAUCCUAAUUACCAAUGCAACAAUACCCUUUCGGACAUUCAAUGGUCAUAAGAGCGACGUCAAUCAACUUCGACUUAGCCCGGAUCGAAAGAUGCUUGCGUCUGUUAGUAAUGACGGAACCGCGAGAGUUUGGGUGGUAGAACCCCUAAAAAUGGAAUGGAGAUCAGGGAAGGUCCUUCCUGUAGAGGGGUCGGUCGGAG
Molecule: messenger RNA, 1147 nt
Organism: Acaulospora colombiana
Lineage: Eukaryota; Fungi; Glomeromycota; Glomeromycetes; Diversisporales; Acaulosporaceae
Source: the annotation of a GenBank genome assembly